Messenger RNA from Fusarium verticillioides 7600, 1668 nucleotides. RefSeq lists its product as hypothetical. Bases 416 to 1252 code for a protein of 278 amino acids. The record is from RefSeq and is a predicted model, not a curated record. The transcript has 3 exons. Lineage: Eukaryota; Fungi; Ascomycota; Sordariomycetes; Hypocreales; Nectriaceae.
GCCGCAGACUUACUCAUUGCGAUUUGGUUUCGGUGAUCACGAUGGACCUCGGGUCUGAAUCAACUCUCCUCUGGUAUUCACGUCCUAUCUAAUAACCAUAAAUCCUUAUUUUAACCUGUAUUCUCCUAUAUACACACGCAUAAAUUGCUCUGUAGUGCAUGCAUACCUACCCUACCUACACUCUACCUAUCUAUCUGCCUGUUUGCUACAACCCCUCCACGCCAACGGCUCAAACAAACUGACAAACGCAACUCGACCAAUCGUUUUAACAACGUCUUCCUAAUUCUGACGUAUUCACCGACUCUCCCCAUAUACUUUCUUUUGAGCCUCUCUUCGUUCUUUGGAACCUUUUAUCAAUUGUCCCUUAUAAGAACAACCAAAACCAAGUGUGAUAUAUACAAGGAAAGCAUCCAUCAUGGCGUCUCCACCACUCAACACCGCUGUUCCCCGCAGCGACUCGCCAACAAGAUCCCCGCGAUCAGCUUCGAUAUCGUUGCAAGCAGCCGCAACCAUGAAUGCUGGACUUCAACACGAAUCUCCACGAAGAUCGUCAAGCAGCUCCAUCUCUCGAAACCAACACUCCCCAAAUACCGGUCGACGACGUUCCACUGUGCUCAUGAACCUCCAACUUAACGACCCUUCUGUGCCCUCGCCAGGCGAGAUGGUCAACGAACCCUCUGGCCUACGGACUGCGAGCCCACAACCUCUCUCUGGAUCUCCCUUCACGGGCGAUCCUCAUCAUCAUAGAGCACCCAGCCUGGGUGAGCUGCACCAAGAGCUUGAGGCAGAGCAAGAAGCUCAUGUGAACCGCCUCUUGCAGAUGAUCCGACAGCAGCAGCUCGAACUCCAGCGCCUUCAAGCUGCCAACCCCCAUAACCAGAACCAGAGCUCAGCUGUAGAGGAUAGCUCUGCCAUUUCUGAGCGAUCAGGUCACGGAACCCCUCACGCCUCCAGCCCUCAUGUCUCUGUUCCUCCUAUUCCAACCGGCGGGUCUGGUUCUCGAUCUAAUAGUUACCGUCACCCUCGAAGCUCGUUCGAUCUGGCCCGUGCCGACCUCCAACGACGAUCUCGGACCCCCAGUCGUAGUGGUGCCUCCCCACGACUCCGCGCAACUUCCAUAGGUGGAAAUAGCGAGGAUUGGGUCCUGGGUGGCCGCGAUGAAAGCGCAUUUUAUCAGGCUGAGACACAGAUGCUGGUUCGUGAGAACCAGAUGCUCCGUCACAGAGUACGAGAGCUAGGUAGGUUCCAUUAGCUUGUUUGGAUUGGAUUCUUGCUAACACAUACCCAGAGAAACAACUUACAGACCUCGGAACUGGGUCGCCGGCUCCUCAUGAGCCACCUCACCCCUCAAACCUGACAAGAUCUUCUACGACUGUAGAUAAGGAAGAGGACAAGUCUACCACUGAAGAAGCCAAGCCUUGAAGGCGCUGGCUCAUAUGUUAUCUGAUACUUAGAACACGAAGCACACUGAAUCUUAUGGCGUUGAUAAGCGAUCGAGACGGAAGUGAUGGGAGCCGGCUUUCUAGCGGCAAUUAAAACCAACGCAAAUCAUGGCGUUGUGGAUUCAGUCUAUGUAUAUUAUCACGAGUUGAUCACUCGAGAGGAAGAAUAAGGUCGCAUAUGAACUUAAUAUGAUGAAAAUUGAAUUUUCCCAAAGUUUCUCAAGCA